Hippoglossus stenolepis (Pacific halibut) is the source of this 2333-nucleotide messenger RNA. Its product is annotated as dual specificity protein phosphatase 13. NCBI's taxonomy places the organism in Eukaryota, Metazoa, Chordata, Actinopteri, Pleuronectiformes, Pleuronectidae. The transcript has 3 exons. The coding region runs from base 82 to 639 and encodes 185 amino acids. Gene Ontology annotation, cellular component: cytoplasm. Gene Ontology annotation, molecular function: MAP kinase phosphatase activity; protein tyrosine/serine/threonine phosphatase activity. The record is from RefSeq and is a predicted model, not a curated record. Gene Ontology annotation, biological process: negative regulation of MAPK cascade; protein dephosphorylation.
CCGGAGUAGACGGGGGGACGGCUUCAAUACAACCAACAUUUGGACCAGGAUUCCAUCCAACGGGGGGGAUUUGGACUGAAAAUGUCAGCAGAGAAAGUCAAGAGAACGGAAUAUCUAUCUGUGAAGGAUUUGCAGAAGCUGCUUGACUCAUGCAAACUACAUCUCGGUCAAAUCGACGAGGUCUGGCCGAACAUUUACAUAGGCAAUGUGGCAGUAGCCCAAAACAAGACUGCCUUGCUGAAGUUAGGUAUAACUCAUGUAUUAAACGCUGCUCACUCCAAGCGAGGCAGCAUAGGGAACCACAGCUUUUAUGGCAACGACUUUGUGUAUUGUGGCAUUCCAGCAGAUGACUCGACACACUUCGAUCUGGAUGUUUACUUCCAGCCCGCAGCCGAUUUCAUUCAAAAGGCUCUGAAGUCACCUGAUGGGAAAGUUCUGGUGCACUGCAUCAUGGGAAUGAGCCGCUCCUCGACGCUGGUGUUGGCGUACCUUAUGAUCCACCGCCAACUCCCGCUCAAACGGGCUUUGCAGAAAUUGAUCCAGAAGAGAGCCAUCUACCCCAACAGGAACUUCCUGGCUCUGCUGUUGGAUCUGGAUCUUCAGCUGACGAGAAAAGAGAAAUCGUGUCAGAUCCUGUGAUCGGGAGGAGACGUUUACAAGAAUCGGCCACACGGCGGCGUGGUUUCUGCAGCGAUUCAACAGUCAAGACUGAAAUUAUUUCAACAACCAAUUGACUGUUGUAAAAUUAGAUUCAACAAAUAAGUGAAUUUCUCUCAGACUCAGCUGUGCCUUGAGAUUAACUUAACACGUUAUGAUGCUAUGACGUUAGCAUGUUAGCCUGUUAAACAUAAUGGGGCAGAAUGGGAAUGCUGAUUACAUUAACUCCAUAACAUUUCAUCUACUCAUCGCUCAGUUUUUUUUAAUUAGCAUGUUAAAUGUUCACAUGUUAACACAUUAAAGUGUUAAAUGUUCAGGACACAAUGUUUGCACGUGUCGCUGCUUCAACAUGCUAGUUGGCACAUUAACAUGCUAACAUUCUGAGCAAGGCUUGCUAACAUUCACAGAUGCUAGCAGUAUUUAAAACAGUAGGCUGAUUGCUGACAUGUGUGGAAGCGUGACACUAAUACGUGUUAACAAAGAAGUUGCACCAAAUCUGACGUGCUGAGCCUCACGAGCAGUGUCUGAGAUGUUACGUAAAAAACCAUAGACGGUUUAUAAAGAUGGACGACAUGACAGCUCUCCAAAAUUGAAGCCAAUAGUUCUUGAUCGCCCCCUGUCUGGCUGUCUGCAGUAUAGGUUAGAAACCCCACCUCCUCCGUGUAGGUGGACGGGACAGGGGCCAGACUAAAAAUUCAAUGUACAUGUCAAAUUAUAUUUUCUGAAAUUUUGACAUCUGGCUCUAGAUUUCGUCAAAAGCACAAGAUGCUGGCACCUGUUUCCUGAAUAUUUAGGCUUCAUUUUUGAACAGUGGGAGGAAGUGAAUCGUCAUUUAAAGUCUGAGGUAACAACAGUAUCAACAUGGCCUUUGUUGGGCGCCGCCACCCUCAGGGUUGUCUCUCCAUUAAAUAUCAAUUCUCAUGUCAAGUUUGUCAUGACCUGCCUUACCUCCUCAUGGACAUGCUAACGUGGCUAUAAACCUUUUCUUUCUUUCUUUUUUAUAGUGAUUAUUAGAGGCAGUAAAGUUGAAAACAACAACGUCUUAACAAAAGACAGUGAAAACAGAGAAAGGAGUUCGAAAGAUAUUGAGAUUUUAUGUCUUGAAUUAUGUGUCAUGCUUGUAAGAUGCUUUUUCUUCAGCACCUCAGUUUGUAUCACAACAGAAUGGACCAAAUGUCUCAUGGAAAAUGUUCUACAAAGGAUCACAUUUUAGUAAACUCUGUCGAUGACUCAGACAAGAUUCGUAAGACCAACCCAUCAGUGUUCACAGUAUGAAAACGCUUCUGUGUGUUCGUCAAGCGAGUCGAGCCGAUCGCUGCUGUUCAUCGAAAAGAGUUCAGGUUUUCAAUAGUUUAGGAAAUGAUGUGUUGAAACAUGAGGAAUGUCGGACACACAAACGUACAUUUAUGCAUCUACUGUAUAUGAUUUCCUCUCAACCUCACAAUAGCCAACACAAGGUAUCACACACACACACACGCACACGUUGGUAUUUUAAUUGUUCACCAGCUUUUACACGACCAGCUCUUUGAAAAUAACUCUCUGAAAAAACUGAAUGACAUGAAUCAUUUGUAUUGUCCUGUGUCGUGGUUUUAAUAUGUGGGUUUAUUCUGUGGAUAUUUUAUUGGGAUACAAGAAAUGAAUUCAUGAAGUUUAUGUGAUAAAAAGAAAUGUUUCUA